ACUAAAAAGAAGGAGGGGAGAUAGAGAUGAUAGAUUUUUUAUAGCAAAGAAAGAGCUUUUCUGUUGUUGCAAGUUGUAAUGUUAUUUGUAACAUCAACUGAUGAUAUUUUGUACUAUGCACAGAUUUAUAGCUGUUCUAAUUUCAGGGGAAUAAUGCAAAACGGUCUGGUUUCUGGGCGCAUACAUUGUUCGGGAUCUGUACACAGGAAGCUGGAUCACUUCUUUUGAAAUUAUGGUGAACAAAAAUAAUCUAUUUGUAUUAGUGUUAAGAAAAAUAAAAGGGAAACUGAAAGUACUAGAUUUAAAAGGCGGAAUUUUCCUGGUUAUCUCCCCUGAUUUCAACAACCCGCCAUGGAAAUUGUCAGCGGUGUAAACUCGCUUUUUUUUACUCUGGGCAAGAGUUUUUAUUAUAGAUUUGUAGCUUAUUGAUCUAAAGAAAAUAUUGGCAAAUAAAAUUCCGUGUUCCCUUCUUUUGGCAAGAUUUUUGUUUUAUUCCCUCUUCCUGAUUUAAUUCAUGGGGAAAAAAGAAUUUUAAUUAAUGUGGCCCCUGGCCUUGGCCCUGGGCACUCCACUUCUGUUCCUGAAAAAGCGUGCUUCGCGGAGCCCGCUCUUGCUAAAUUUAAGUCCAUAAGUUUAUAUAGGGAUGCACUGUUGCUAUAACGUCAUUUUCAAGCUUCGAAAAUGGCUGAUCUAGCAGCGGGUUUAGACAGUGUCCUUCUCAUCGCCGACUCCUAUAAGGUGACCCACCACCGCCAGUACCCGCCCAACACAAGCAUCGUCUACUCCUACUUCGAGAGCCGCGGGGGCAAGUUCCCAGCCACCUGUUUCUUCGGCCUGCAGUACAUCCUGAAGCGCUGGCUGGUCGGUCAAGUGGUCACUCGGGAGAAGAUUGAGGAGGCCAGGGAGAUCUUCCAGCUGCACUUUGGACAGAACGUCUUUAACGAGGAGGGAUGGAACUACAUCUUGGAGGUGAGUGUGUUCAAAGACCCGGUGACGGACCACGGCAAGAAGAGCAAGAAGGGCCGCCUGACCUUGGAGUGUCACAAUGGGAAGUUUGUCACGUAUGAGGAGGGCAAGGGAGACCCCAACAAGGACAUUAUGCAAGUCGUGUUUGAGAACGGGAAGCUGCUGAAAGACUUUGACUUUGCCGAAGUUCGAAAGAAUGCAGAAAUUGAUCUCGUGAAAAAGAAAAGUGAUUCGAAAUUGGAUGCGGAAUCCUGAGAGAUUUGGGAACUAUGGCAUGAGUGGAAGCUUGAUGACGAAAGCUGAACUGUUAGUUCUAGAAGAUGAAACAUUUGUGUCAAAGGUCAAACGUUUAGUUAUAUGUUGGGAUAUGUUUUAUGUUGAAAGCUAUUGUUAGUGAGAUGAAAAGAAAUGUUGCUGCUGAAGGCUGAUUUGUGGGUGGUGGUGGUGGAAUCUUGCCUGCUUUGUACAAGUAAAUAAACAGAGCUUUCCUAGUGGGGUGGUGAACGAACUUUCAUGGUAAACAAUGGUGUGUUGAGUGUGAUUAUGUGUCUAUGGUAGUGGUGAAACAGAACUAUGCCCCCCCGCCGCAACACCCCCCCCCCCCC
This is a messenger RNA of Aplysia californica (California sea hare), 1571 nucleotides long. RefSeq names its product nicotinamide phosphoribosyltransferase. Gene Ontology annotation, molecular function: nicotinamide phosphoribosyltransferase activity. Gene Ontology annotation, biological process: NAD+ biosynthetic process. NCBI's taxonomy places the organism in Eukaryota, Metazoa, Mollusca, Gastropoda, Aplysiida, Aplysiidae. The record is from RefSeq and is a predicted model, not a curated record.